AUGCCGAACCCCGUCUUAUGUGAUUGGUGCCAGACAACGGUCUUGGAUAAACAUCUUCUGGCCAUGAUUGAUCACGAGAAGAAAGGUGCGGCUAGAGAGUCUGAGGAUCAAAGUCUUUUUAAAACGGUAUAUGACAUAGUAUCAUACACUGCAAAUCGCGAUGCGCUUGCCGGGUUCCAGCGGUUCUUUCGUAAAAACACUGAAUUGCUAUUGCAAAAUGCAUCCCGGGGGUGUAUCUUCUGUAUGCUUCUUAUAAAUGCACGAGGUGGGCUGCUCGCUGAUUUCAUUACCGUCAAGGAUCCUUGGGAAUGGUCCGAAUUGAGGGUCGCUGCCGAUGGCGACGAGAAUGUGGAUCGCGCUUAUUAA
Penicillium robsamsonii is the source of this 366-nucleotide messenger RNA. RefSeq names its product heterokaryon incompatibility protein-domain-containing protein. The record is from RefSeq and is a predicted model, not a curated record. Lineage: Eukaryota; Fungi; Ascomycota; Eurotiomycetes; Eurotiales; Aspergillaceae. Bases 1 to 366 code for a protein of 121 amino acids. The transcript has a single exon.